AUGAAAAGUUAUUUAACUGAAAAACAAUUGCAUGUUUCAUAUCGAUUGAAUGGUUUAGGUUGCUCAACUGAUCCAGAAACGGAUCAAGAAUUGAUAAAUAAUGAUAGUAUAUUGCCAAAUGGUUUACGAAGAAUUAGAGAUGAUAGAUCAAUUUCAUAUAAUGAUAAUAACGAUGGCGGUGUUUCUAAAAAUCUAAACACAACAAAAAUAAUGAAUCACAUAGAUCUUGCAAGAUUCUCAACUGAAUCUUUACACAGUUAUAGUUUUGUCGCAAAUAAUGGUUUAUCGUUAGAAAAUAGACAAAAUAUUCUCUAUCGAUCCAUAGAUUUUAUGAAGAAUAAAAUAAAAGGAUGGAAAUUUCCUAUGAUCCAACAAGCCCCGUUUUCUUCUGUCAGAACUUCCCUUUCUUCUUCCUCUUCUAUCGUUCCAACUGAUAUCAUUCUUCCUUGCGAAUCAAUCAAUUCAAGUUCACUUAAUUCUCCUAGGAAUUUAAAACAAACAUUGAAUGGACUUCCUUCAAUCUAUACUCCUAUGACAUCAUCAACUUUACAUUCUCCAACCAGGUUUACACCUCAAAAUCAAGCUAUAAUAACAACUGAUAAUAAAACCAAUAUAUUAAGUGUUAAUGAUAUCACCUGUCUAGUAUUUGGUUACUCUAGGACUGAAAUAUUAAGUAUUAAGGCGUUGGAAUUGAUUGGUAGCCCAUUUCGUGAAAAAUUGGCUCAAACACUUGCCUCCAGGCUUCAAAAUGAAAUGGAUAAUUCAGAAGCUGUGUUAGCAUGUGGUAGAAUACCAAUUCAAAGAAAAAAUGAAGAAACUUCUGCAGCUUCAUUAUGGUUAAAGGUGAAAAAAGAUGAGUGUGGAAAUUCGGUGUUCAUUUGGAUUUUUGAAGAAAUUAUUGAAUCAACGAUGACUGUCGAAAUUAAUGAAAAGGGAACAAUAUUAAAAACUUCUGGUGAAGUAAAAUCUUUGUACGGAUACGGACUUAAAAUCAUUUCAAUUCCUACAAUUGCUGGUGUUAUAACUUCCCAUGCUACUGGUGUUAUUCAAUCAUGCAAUUCUGACUUUGUUAAAUAUUUGUUUGGUGUUGGCGCACAAGAACUAAUUGGAAAAAAAAAUAUUGAUAAAUUGUUACCACAAUUUCCUCAUCUUUUAAAAUUUUUGGAAUCAGAAAGUGGGCUUGUCGAAGGAAUUGUGAUUUCCGAAAAUGCUUUUCGAAGAGCUGCUGCAUCAUCAUCGGUUGCUACUUCUCCUACAAAUCUAUUCCUUUACAAUACCCAUCAAAGAGAUUAUUCAUCUGCUGCCAGUAUAACAUCAACAUCAUCAACGUCAUUUCCUUUUUCAUCUCAUAGCCCUUCGGGUAUAAUUGCUGUACAUAGAGAUGGUACAGAAUUUGAUGUUGAUAUACAAAUGCGUGUUUUGGAAGCUCCAGAUGAACCAUUACACGCAUUAUGGAUUACUUAUGAUCUAGAAGAAAGAAAGGAAGAGGGAGAAGAAGAAGAAAGUUUUGGUUUGUCUAAAUUCAUAGCAGCUGGUGGCAAACCAUCAUUAUCAGGAAAAUUAUCAUCAGUUGAAAGUCAUCAAAUCAUCACUCCGCCUUCAAUAUUACCUAAUUCUGGCUCCUUUGAUAAUAUAAGAUAUUCGGCAUUAACUCUGUCAAAAUCUAUUAAUGAUUUUCAAAUAAUUGGUAUUUUGGGUAGUGGAGCUUAUGGUGAAGUGAAAUUGGCAUAUAAUAAAAAUGAUCCAGAAAAGAAAAAAGUUGUUCUUAAAUAUGUUAUUAAAUCUCGUAUACUUGUUGAUUGUUGGACAUGUGACCAAAUAUUGGGUACUGUUCCAUUAGAAAUUCAUAUACUUCAUACAUUAAGAGGCAUUCCAAAUCCCAACAUUGUACAAAUGGACAAAGAUCACUAUUACAUUGAAAUGGGAUUACAUGGUGCCGGGAUGGAUUUAUUUGACUAUAUAGAACUUAACACUAAAAUGCCCGAAUCCGAAAUAAAAUCUAUAUUUCGUCAAAUUGCAAGAGCUAUUCAACACUUGCAUAAUCAUAAAAUUGUACAUCGUGACAUUAAAGAUGAAAAUGUGAUACUUGAUGAAAAUAACAAUAUUCAAUUGAUAGAUUUUGGAUCUAGUGCAUAUAUAAAAGAAGGUAAGAAAUACGAUACUUUCUGUGGAACUGUUGAUUAUGCUGCUCCCGAGGUAUUAAUCGGUAAAAAAUAUGACGGGCCACCACAAGAUAUUUGGGCAUUAGGAAUAUUAUUAUACACGCUUAUAUAUAAAGAAAAUCCAUUCUAUAAUAUUGACGAAAUUAUUGCCGGAGAUUUAAGAAUUCCAUAUAUACUGUCCGAGGGAUCAAUUGAUCUUGUCAAAAAAAUGCUUGAACGUGAUGUUGAUAGACGUCCAAAUAUGGACGAAAGAUUUUCUUCAACAUAG
Messenger RNA from Entrophospora candida, 2430 nucleotides. The record is from the annotation of a GenBank genome assembly. Lineage: Eukaryota; Fungi; Glomeromycota; Glomeromycetes; Entrophosporales; Entrophosporaceae.